UCAGACGCUACCGAACGCCGGUACGGUGUUGCACGGUGUGUGCUGUGCUUUCUUCGCCGUCCAUCGGGAGAACAGAGAGGGAGAGAGAGAGAGAGAGAGAGAGGGAGACAGAGAGGGAGAGAGAGAGAGAGAAGAGAGAAGGACAGAGUCAGAGAUCAUCGCGUGGACCAUCUCGCGGAGUCCUCGCGCGUACCCUUCCCAUACCGAUCCGAUCCUCUGCUUUUUAUUCUUCGCAUCGUUGUUGCCCACUCGUUUGCGACGACGGACACACCGAUAAUUAAAAGAGGACAAAGUUCUUCGUCUUUCAUUCCUUUAUUUAAAUAUUCGCGUCAUGAGUCGUUGAAGAAUUCGUCGAAAGAAAGAGAUAGACAAAUAGAGAAAAAGAAAGAGAUUGCGAUUUCACGCGAGAAGAGGGCGAAGAGGUCGAGGAGUACUCUUUGCCUUGUUAUCGAAAUGAAGAGGAACCGUGUUUUAUUAAGGAGUGCGUUGCUCUUCUUGCUGAUCGGCGCUGAUCUACUCGUCUCCGCAUCCGAGAACGAUGACUUGGUUUUCGAUCAAGAUGGGAAACAAUCGAGCCUGGAAAUUCCGUUGAUCGAGAAACACGAGGAGCGAUCGAUCUUUCACAGGAUAAAGAGAUCCUUCUUUAGUUUUUUCGAUCCCUUCGUAUCAACGCCUGUCGCUACCAAUACCAGUGCUGCUACCAUCGACAACGGCACCGGCGGCUCAGCGACCGGUACCACGACGGUAUCAUCGCCGACGCACCUUCGGGGAAACGAAGGCACCGUUCGACUCGUCGACGAUAAGAAUAACACCGACGUCUCGAAACCUAGGAAAGGCGGUCCGAAUUUGGAGAGAUUGAUUCGGAACAGUCAGGAGGAGUACGUCGACGACAAGCAGCAGGAGAACGAGAUCGGUGAAGCGGCGGAAGGACGAAGGCAAUCGCAAAAUUAUGUCAAUUCCGACGACGAGGACCUCGUGGCGUCGGGCGAGAUCGAGGGUAGCGCAACGGACUCGGACGUUUCCCAACCUGUCACCGAGGGGCAAAAGAUCGAAGGAAAGGCCCGGCUCUAUCGGAUAACGUUGACGGUCGGCGAGCCUUACAGAAGAGAGUACGCCGACAGAAACAGCAGAGAGUACAAGGAGCUAAGCGGUAAUCUGACUCAGGCUUUGGAAGAACUGUACGCUCGACGUAUUCCCAAUUACGAUCACAUGGCCAACGUCAUCAAAGUAUCGCCAACGUCCGACGCGUUUACGUCGCAAGUCACACUCGACAUCGGCUCCACGUUCACGGACGAGUUGGAGAUUCGAGAUAUACUGGAGAAACAGUUGCAGUAUCACUCCUUGGGAAGCAUCCAAGUCGGUCCGGAGGGAUUCACUUUCCGACAUUUCCUAGUGGAGAAAGAAAACGUAUUGCCGGAAUGCGAUCAGUCGAGCGAAUUAACGUGUAGAAACGGUGCAUGCGUGCCAUUAGAUUCGCGCUGCGACGGCACGGAGCAAUGCGAGGAUGGAUCCGACGAGCUCGAUUGUCACUCGACCUUACGGCCGACUACGACGCACGUUAGCGAGAGCGAAGAAGAGAGAUGGUCUUUGCCAACGGAGAUAACCGGCGACGUCGAGGAGCCGACCGAAACUGCCGUGGCAAGAGCCAAAGGAGAGGAAGAGGAUUCGACCUUGAGAGCAGCGUCGAACAAAUGUCGCGCCGACGACGUGGUCCGCUGUCAGGAUGGAAGUCGUUAUAUUUGUUCCGUACAGCGAUGCGACGGCGUGCCGGAUUGCGAGGACGGGGCCGAUGAAGUAGGAUGUCCGCAUUCAGGCUGCAAGUUCGGCGAAUUCGCUUGCGACGUACGGAGGUGCAUCCUGGAAUCUCAACGUUGCAACUUCGUCGAGGAUUGUCAAGACGGAAGCGACGAGCACGAUUGCAACUAUCCCGCGUGCACGUCGAACCAAUUCAAAUGCAGGAACGGAGAGUGUAUCGACGGAAGCAAGCAUUGCGACGGCGUUUUGGAUUGUCGAGACAGAUCGGACGAGUAUGGCUGUCCCUGCAGGGAAUACCAAUUCGAGUGCUCGGCCGGUUACUGCGUAGACCUAUCUCGUCGCUGCGACGGAUACAUCGAUUGUUUCGGCGGAAAGGACGAGGAAAAUUGUAUCGGAACGACAAGAUGCCGAGAGGGCGAAUUCGAAUGUGCCAGCGGUACGUGCGUCAGCAAGAUGGCAAGGUGUAAUGGACGCAACGACUGCGACGAUCGUUCCGACGAGUAUAAUUGCACCGUGACGACCUGCAGCAGCGAUCAGUUCCGUUGCAUAGACGGUAUCUGUUUGAGCAUCGACAAAAGAUGCAACGGCGUGGCCGAUUGCCGUAACGGCGAGGACGAAAACCAGUGCGGUUGCGGAGAUGCAGAUUUUCGGUGCACGGACGGCCGAUGUAUAGGCUACGAGUUGCAGUGCAACGGGGUGAACGAGUGUUCCGAUGGCUCGGAUGAGAGGGAUUGCGGUUUGGCCCCCUGCCCUUCCAUGGACUUCACCUGCGGCGAUGGCUCUUGCAUACCGAAGAGUUCGGUCUGCGACGGAUUCGACGACUGCCCGAGGGCAGAAGACGAGCUUAAUUGCGACCAGGAAUGUACGCCAACGCAGUUCAAAUGUCUCACCGGGAACAAGUGCAUCGAGGGUAUCUACAGAUGCGACGGCCAUCCGGAUUGUCCAGAUCGCAGCGACGAGGACUGUGCUAACGAAACGAUUACACAUACCAGCCCGCCUACGAACCGAACCUGGCCAGGAUGGGCGAACGAGAAAACGAGGGAAUGCGAUCCUAAUCGAGAAAUGCGCUGCGACGACGGCAAGUGCGUGCUUCUCAAACGUAAAUGCGACAAUAUCUUCGACUGUCUCGAUGGUAGCGACGAGCGCGGUUGCGGAAUCUGCACGCCUGCCGAAUGGAAGUGCGCCAGUGGCGAAUGUUUGCCAGAAAACGAAAGAUGCGACGGGCUACGCAAUUGUGUCGAUGGAUCGGACGAGUCUGGAUGUGUAACUGAAUGUCCGCCUGGAAACUUUCGAUGCAACGACGGAUUGUGCCUCGACAGUAAGAAACGAUGCGACGGACGAUCGCACUGCUUGGACGGCUCCGAUGAGAUCAAUUGCCAGUGCCCCGUUGGUAAUCGAGCGUGCGACAACGGCGUCUGCAUCGACGAAAGAUUUUUCUGCGACAAAAGCUACGACUGUCUGGACCACAGCGACGAACGCGAUUGCGACGACGAGGCAACGAGCGAGAAGGGCUAUCCCAAGGAGGAGGAGUGUCGCGCCGACGAAUUCGCCUGCAACGACGGAACUUGUAUACCUCGAGCUCUCGUCUGCGACGGUCAAUCGGACUGUCCGCAGAGUACGGACGAGUUCGACUGUUAUCCUCACGGGUGCGGACAAGAUCAGUUUCAAUGCAGAACCGGCGAUUGUAUCAGGAACGACCAGAGGUGCGACGGACGUAUCGAUUGCGAGGAUGGCUCGGACGAACCCUCCGAGUGCGACGCUACGACCCUCGAGCCAGAAGGACCGGGCGCCCGUCCGAUGCCAGGCCGUUGUCCGGCCGGACAAUUCCAGUGCGUUUUGGACAAGGCCUGCGUACCACACUCGUCCGUUUGCAACGGCGUUCCCGAAUGUCGAGACGCCAGCGACGAGAACAAUUGCGAUUACACGAUCGAGGAGGAGUGCUCGUUGGACGAGUGGAGAUGCGAGAACGGCGGUUGCAUCUAUCUCCAUCAACGCUGCAACCAAUUAGUCGAUUGUACGUUCGACGAGAGCGACGAGCUCGGCUGUAAUUAUACGCUCGGAAGGGAAAAUAACGGUACGUGCGAGCCGCACGAGUGGAGAUGCAAUAACGGCCAGUGUAUACCGUUGUCUCGGCGCUGCGACAAAAGGGUUGACUGUCUUACGGACACGUCCGACGAAUUCGACUGCAGUUACGAUCCUCGUCCGACCGGUGGAUCGACCGAGCUGAACUUGAAAACUUAUCCGAGCGAGCAAGUGAUCAAGGAGAAUCCGGCGAAGCAAGGCCGCGAGGUCGUCUUCCAAUGCCGUGACGAAGGUCCUCUGCGUGCAAGAGUACACUGGCUUCGCGAUAACGAUCUUCCUCUACCGCCUGCCAGUCGAGAUCUAAAUGGCAGAUUGGAAAUACCAAACAUUCAGCUCGAUCACGCGGGGACUUACAUUUGCGAAGCAGUGGGCUAUCCUCCAUCUACCCCGGGAAGUCGACUAAGCGUUAAUCUCACUGUUGAAAAGUUCGAGGAACCGGCAACGAGGCCGCCGCAAGUAUGCCAAUACGAUCAGGCCACGUGCAGCAACGGGGAUUGCAUUCCGAAGUCUUACGUUUGCGACGGAAAAUUCGACUGCACCGACGGCUCCGACGAGAUGAGAUGCAGUCCGCACGGGUGCGAGCCCAACGAGUUUAGAUGCAACAACAAGCAGUGCGUGAGCAAGCUUUGGCGCUGCGACGGCGAGAGGGACUGUGCCGACAACAGCGACGAGGAGGACUGUGCACCCGCUCCGCCCGGCUCGCCCUGUCGCUAUCACGAAUUCGCUUGUGCGUCCUACAAUCAAUGCAUACCGAAGAUCUAUCAUUGCGAUCGAGAAAGGGACUGUCUCGACGGUAGCGACGAACUUGGCUGCUCUCCCGUGUACAUCGUGAAGCCACCGCCGCCGAUGGUAGUCCUCGAACCGGGCGAUCUUAUGGUACUGACCUGUACGGCGAUCGGCGUACCCAUUCCGGAGAUAAACUGGCGACUGAACUGGGGACACAUACACUCGAAAUGCAGCACUACGUCCGUGAACGGAACCGGGACGUUAACGUGUCCUGAUAUACAGCCGGAGGACUCGGGCGCUUACUCCUGCGAAGCCUUGAACGUCGUCGGCUUCGUUAUAGCCCAGCCGGACGCUAUUUUGGUGGUAAAAGGGCCGAAGGGCAUCUGCCCGAAGGGAACGUUCAACGCGGAAGCGCGCUCCGUCGACGAGUGCAUAUCUUGCUUCUGCUUCGGCGUAGCUACCGAGUGUCGCAGCGCGAAUCUGUUCACUUAUCAGAUCCCGCCGCCGUUCGAAAGUCACAAAAUCGUAUCGGUACAAACGGAAUCGGAGAUACGUUUGUUCGGCGACAUCAAGGAUCAAAUAUCCGAGGUUCGACCGAUCGGCCGCGAUGGCAUUCAAUUGCUCGAAUCCUUCAGCAACGAGAUGAGUACGCACAGGAUACCGUAUUACGCCCUGUCCGAGAACUAUCACGGCAGCCAAUUGAAGUCUUACGGCGGUUAUUUGACUUAUACGAUCCAUUACAACGGCAACGGUGCGCCGAACGACGCGCCCUCGGUCAUUCUUACCGGCAACAAGUACGUGCUCGUUCACAAAGGCCAUCACAUACCGCCCGACUACGAGACGAAAGAAACCGUUAGAUUUUUCUACGGCGAGUGGUACAAGCGUCAAGGUAACAGCGAGGUGCUCGCAUCUAGGGAAGAAAUAAUGAUGACGCUGGCUAACGUCGACAAUAUUCUCAUCAAAGCGAAGUACGAAGAUUCCCCGCAGUUGGACGUACGCAUCACCGACAUCGUAAUGGACACCGCCGACGCGCGCAAUACCGGAUUGGGAUCCGCGUCCUUCGUGGAGGAGUGCCAGUGCCCUACCGGAUACACCGGGCUUUCGUGCGAGAACUGUGCACCGGGAUUCCUCAGGCGCGAGAGCGGACCGUGGCUUGGACAAUGUUACCGAGACGAUCCACCCUGCGCCCCGGGCUACUACGGAGAUCCUUCGAGGAACAUACCUUGCCAGCUUUGUCCGUGUCCUCUGACCAAUCCGUCGAACCAAUUCACUCGGACCUGUCAUCUCGGAUCGGACGGCGAGCCUACGUGCGACUGUCCGGCUGGAUACGUCGGUCGUAGAUGCGAACAAUGUGCCAUCGGCUAUCAAGGAAAUCCUCUCAUUCCCGGCGACAUGUGCGUACCCGUUCAACAAUGCGAUCCCGAUGGUAGCCUCACUCCGAACGCCGACCCCUAUACCGGAAAGUGUCGUUGCAAGCUAUACGCAACGGGCCUGACGUGCAACCAAUGCAAGGCAAAUACAUUCAACCUGGGCUUUAGGAAUCAAUUCGGAUGCAUAAGUUGCUUUUGCAUGGGUAUUACGAACAAGUGCGUCUCGUCCAAUUGGUACAGAAACGAGAUUCACGUGUCGUUCACGAAUUCCUUGCGAGGUUUCACGCUGACCGAGUCGAAAACACCCGACGCACCACCGAUAUCGGAUGGCAUUCGCCUCGACACGAUCAAUCGCGAAAUAGUCUACAACGACUUUCAUAAUCGCGGUAACAACGACGUCUAUUAUUGGCAACUGCCGAAUAUAUUCCUCGGCGAUCAGAUAACGUCGUACGGUGGUCAUCUCAAAUACACGGUCCGAUACGUCCCAUCGCCCGGUGGUCAAAGUUCGAGAAACAACGCCGCCGACGUCGAAUUGAUCAGCGCCAACGACAUUAAAUUGCUCUAUUACUCGCGAGAAUCUCCCGAGCCUAAUUCUCAACAAUCGUUCACCGUUCCGUUGCUCGAGCAAUAUUGGCAACGUGCCGACGGAACCACCGCCGACAGGGAACAUCUUUUAAUGGCACUGGCGGACGUACGAGCUAUCAAGAUCAAGGCCACUUACACGACCCACACCGACGAGACGGCGCUCUCCUCGGUUUCCCUCGAUACGGCGGAGAAGCAUAACACUGGAAAGGCAAGGGCGGUCGAAGUCGAGGAAUGCGGUUGUCCCGUCGGAUACAAGGGACUCUCGUGCGAGGACUGCGACGUUGGAUAUACGAGGGCCAUGGAAGGCCUGUAUCUUGGAAUUUGCGAGCCUUGUAAUUGCAACGGGCACUCGAGUCAGUGCGAUCCCGAGAGCGGACUGUGCGAGAAUUGUGCCGAUCACACUACCGGGGAAUACUGCGAAAGAUGCGAACCCGGAUACGAAGGAGACGCGACUCGUGGUACCGCCAACGAUUGUACGCGCAGAACCGAUCCCGUACAGUGCACCUGCAACGAAGCUGGAUCUCGUAGCGCUUCGUGUUUCGGCGGUCGCUGCGAGUGCAAGAGGAACGUCGAGGGACCGGAAUGCAACAGAUGUCGUCCGUCUACCUUUGGAUUGUCCGCUGAAAAUACGGACGGUUGUAACGAGUGUUACUGCAGCGGCGUGACCAAACAAUGUCACGAAAGUUCGCUCUACGUUCAACAGAUUCCGAUAUGGGUUUACGAUUCCCAUCAUGGAUUUACCCUUACCGACGACACGAGACAAGACGUUAUAGACGACGGCUUCGACUUGAACGUUGCUAUGAACGAAAUUGGAUAUCGCUAUCCCGACAACCGUAGUCGCAGACUGUUUUGGUCUUUGCCAUCCGCUUUCACCGGUAAUCAAGUAAAAAGCUACGCCGGCAGUUUGACUUUGACUCAGCACAUCACUGCGCAGCCCGGCGCACAAAGCUACAAAGAUCAAGACAUUUUACUCGUUGGAAACGGCAUCACGUUGUUCUGGACUAAUCCAACAGACGUUUUACCGGACAUACCGCUGACCUACUCCGUCCCACUGAGAGAAUCGGAGUGGAAACGAUUGACGACGGCGGGACCACGCAGUGCUUCUCGUACGGACAUGAUGACGGUUCUUUCCAAUAUCGAAGCUAUUCUGGUACGAGCUUCUCACAGUGAAAAAAUGACGGCGACUUACAUCAGCGACAUUAGUCUCGACACGGCGGUAGAAAACUUCACCGGACACAGAAGAGCGACUCAAGUCGAAGCGUGUCGUUGUCCAGCUGGUUACGUCGGAACGUCUUGCGAAACUUGCGCCCGUGGAUAUUACAGAGAUACCAGUGACAGAGCUUUUAGCGUUCUUGGCUCUUGCAAUCCCUGUCCGUGCAACAACAACGAAGAAAACUGCGAGAUCAAUAGGUCCGGACACGUCAAGUGUAAUUGCUUGCCAGGAUACGCAGGACAAAAUUGUCAAGACGUUGUCGAAUAUCCUCCAACGAUUCCUCCUCCGACACCGACUAUUACCCCACCAAGGAUCGUCGUUUUCGUGCAAGAACCAGAAUUCCAAAUCGUGCACACUGGAAAUACCGUCAGAUACCAUUGCAGCGGUAGAUCGCUCGACAACGGUUCUUUGUACAUUCGUUGGGAGAAGGAAGGCGGUCAGUUACCAUCCGGUAGAAGCAUAGACGAUUCUCACGGAGUCUUGAUCAUUAGAGACGUCAAAGUGUCCGACAGCGGUAUAUACGUUUGUCAAGUUAGCGACGGAAUAAACAUUGGAAUCAAAAAAGUCACUCUUACCGUUGGAGCUUUUCCCAAAAGUUUGUUAGAGAUACCAGGAGCGAAUCCGGUAAAACCUCGAGUCGUAAUCAUGCCGCCUUACCUCGAAGUCAAGGAAGGAGAACCGGUAGAAUUUCAUUGCGACGCCAACGGUAAUCCUCCUCCGCAAGUAGAAUGGAUUCGACUUCAUGGAAGCAUCAGCUCGGAGUCUUCCUUCCAUAACGGCGUUUGGAGGCUCCCGGCUGCCUCGAGAAACGACGCAGCCGAAUACAAAUGCAUCGCUAAGAAUAACGUCGGAGUGGAGGAAAAAACAACGAUUCUAUACGUUAGAGAAAAUCCGGAAGGGCCUCCGGCUACCGGCUUGGCUCCGAUCAUAACACCCGCCGAAUGGAUCGGCUCCAUCGGAGACGUCGUCAGGCUUACCUGCACCCCGUCGCAAAGUGCUAAUCUAACGUGGACUCGAUCGGACGGCUUGCCUCUACCUUACUCCGCGACCCAGCGCGAUGGCAUUCUGACAAUCAAUAAUCCAACGAUCAACGAUUCCGGCUUAUACGUCUGCAUCGCUGUCAGUUACAAAGGAACGGAAACGAAUUCUACCGCUAGAAUAACGAUAAUCCCACGAAGAGAUCCUCCGACGGUUAAAGUCAAACCUGAAAGACAAAUAAUAUCUCAAGGAACGUCGACCGAGAUACGUUGCGUUACGAGCGGAGAGGCGGGUCUGCAAGUGAAAUGGAAUAAAUUUUCGGAAACGAUGAAUUCGAACGUCCAACAAGUCGGAGAUACACUCAGAAUUAUUAAUGCGCAAGUUUCUGACCGAGGCGUAUAUAUUUGUCGUGUCAGUAGUCCUAUAGGCAGCUACGAAGCUAGUGCCAUCGUCGAGGUCGAACCUCGUGAAGUUCCGGUCCUCGAAUUAUAUCCGAAAGACAUCCAGCCCGUCACCCUUGGUGGUUCUGCCGAUUUGCAAUGUCGCGCCAUAGCCGGUCUUCCACUUCCCGAGAUCCAUUGGUCUCGUCAAGACGGCAGAUCGUUUGCUCCGAACAUCGAACAACUUCCUGGCGGAUUAUUGAGACUCUCUAAUAUCACGAUAAACGACGGUGGUUCUUACGUGUGCUCGGCCACGAACGAAGUUGGUUCCGCGUCCGAGAUAGCCCAUAUCGAAGUACAGUCGAUACCUGUUAUUACGAUCGAGCCAAGGACGGGUAUUUUGCAAGUGAAACUUGGAGACAGGGUGCGAUUGACUUGCAGCGCUGUAGGCCAUCCACAGCCAAACGUUGCCUGGAGUAAACAUGUCAAUGGAUUGGCCACGUACGAUGCGUACAGCAAAACAGCUGCGACGCCGUUAAGCGCGGUAUACGAAAUAUUCUCGGUGUCCUCCGACGACGAAGGUUCCUACUCCUGUCAAGCAUCGAACUCGGUAGGCAUAGUAGAGGACCGUGUCCAAAUACGCAUCGAGGACAACGAUAUCGACUCUACGCCUUGUCGAGGCGAUAUGACUUGUGACAACGACAACAGACGUCCGCCGACUCAGGAUCCCAGAUAUCCUUAUCAAGGUGGCGUAUUGAUUCCCGAAGACUUUUUAAGAAUUCCCAAUAGCGGUAAAGUGGAAAUGCGCUGUCAGGUGAUUGCCCCAGAUGGCGAUCAGAUUUAUCUUGAUUGGAAGAGGAGCGAUCAUCGUGCCUUACCGAAGGGCAGUACCGUUCAUAAUGGCGUUUUAAGCAUUCCGACGGUCGACAAAAAUGCCGCAGGGGAAUACAUCUGUCUUGGCUUAAAUCCUGCCGGCACGGUCAUUUUCAAAGCUAAAUCUCAUCUGGAAAUCAUAUCUCCACCUAGGAUCGAGCUUAAUCCAACCCGUCAAACCGUUGGACCUGGUAAAAAUCCUUCUAUAACGUGCACCGCGACCGGCGACGAGCCUCUUCACAUUCAAUGGGAAGCUAUAGGACGGCCACUUCCGUAUUCCGUAUCUAAUGAUAAUGGCGUUUUGCAAUUCCACGGUAUAACGUAUUCGGAUGCUGGAAAGUACGUUUGCAAGGCCACGAACGAGGCGGGCACGGCAGAGGCGGUAGCGGAAGUCAUAGUUAACGAACAUUCUUACGACGACACGAGCAUUCGCGCCACCCAAAGAGACAUUACGACGUAUCCAGGUAAUUCUGUACGUUUGCGUUGCGAGAUCAGGGAACACGCCGUGAUAGAAUGGAGUAGAGAGGGUCAAUUUUUGCCUUUACACGGUCGAAUUGGCGAAGACUAUUUAGAAUUAACGCAAGUCAAACCAGAAGACAGUGGAAGAUAUAUUUGUCAAAUUCGUAACUCCCAUGGAGUUUCCAGUGAUUACAUUAAUUUGAAUGUGAUACUAGUUAAUUUGCUUGCGGAUUGCAUGCCAGUGUACCGAUCGCAGUGCAGACCCGGGGAGUAUAAGUGCUACAGUCAACAAUGCAUUCAUUUGGAUUACUUUUGCGACGGCUAUGCUCAAUGCAACGAUGGUACUGACGAACGCUUCUGCCGCAUCCCGCAAUAUCGCCAAUUUCUUCAAAGACGACGCGCUGCCGUUGCACCUGCACUUACCAUCGAGGCAUCUCAAGAUCCUGUAAAUAUCGGAGAUACGGUUGACAUACGUUGCGCGUGUUCGGGUAUUCCUAGUCCGCACUAUCGAUGGUCCAGACCGAACCAUCCGGAUUUACCAGCGAAUGCUCAAACGUACGAAAAUAUUCUUAGAUUGUCCAACGUAGCCGUCAGCGAUAGCGGUACCUACAAAUGUACAGUAAUGACUCCGCAAGGCAUCUUUGAGGAAGAUUUCAAUCUCAUUGUACAUGGUGGACAUAACGAUGGGCCAGCAAUUGAAACGAAGUUGGCACCUUACGGAUCUAGUAUUGAAAUGGAUUGUCACGUUGAUCUUGAACCACCUGUUAAAUUCCAAUGGAACAAACUUGGUGGAUUGUUAUCUCUGGACACAGAAACUUACCAGAAUACAUUGAAACUGAAAAAUGUCAAAGCCGAAGAUGCAGGAACAUACAUUUGUAUAGCAAACAACGAUAAAGUAAAUUUAGAAGUACCGACCGUGCUCGUCGUAACGGGAGUCGUACCUAACUUCAGUCAAGCGCCAGAGAGUUACAUAGCUUUGCCUCCAUUACCUGAUUCAUAUCUCAAGUUCAAUAUUGAGAUAUCUUUCAAACCGGAGAAUUAUGACGGCAUUAUCUUAUACAAUGCCGAAUCGAAUCACGGUAAUGGGGAUUUCAUUCUUCUAUCCCUAGUAGGAGGAUAUCCACAAUUCAAAUUUGACCUUGGUUCUGGAUCAGCUGUUAUAUUGGCGGAUAAAUCGGUUACUUUGGGUCAAUGGCAUACGAUUAAAAUUCAACGUGUUAGAAAGGAAGUAACGAUGCUAGUCGAUGGUCAAGGACCGUACAGAGGAGUAUCGGCUGGUCGAAGACAAGGAUUAGAUCUUAAGGGUCCACUUUAUAUCGGUGGAGUUCCAAAUCACAGUAUUGUUAUCAAAGAGGCUGUUUCGAAUAUCGGAUUCAUUGGUUGUAUCAGCAGACUAGUCAUUGGUGAAAAGGAAAUUGAUUUAAUCGGAGAUCAAACGGGUAACGUAGGGAUAACGACUUGCGAAACGUGCGCCGAAAAUCCAUGCAAUAAUGGUGGAGUUUGCCAGGAGGCAGCUACAAAGAACGGUUAUAUGUGUUUAUGUAGAGCUGGAUUUAAUGGGAAACAUUGUAACUUUGUCGGACAAUCUUGCUAUCCAGGCGCCUGCGGAGAAGGAAAGUGCGUGGAGAAGGAGGCUGGUUUUGAUUGUUACUGCCCGUACGGAAAGACUGGUCCACGUUGCGAACGAUCGGUAAAGAUCUACGAACCAGCUUUUAACGAUGACAAAGCUUUCAUCGCACAUGAUACACCAAAGGCUCUUCGAAGGCUUAAAAUAGCUAUGAACUUCAAUCCUACCGACGAAGGAGAUGGAAUAUUGAUAUAUUGUUCUCAAAGCGAAGAAGGACUUGGAGAUUUCGCAGCGCUCAUAAUAAAGAACAAGCACGUUGAAUUUCGCUACGAUAUUGGCUCGGGUAUGGCCACAUUGAGAUCUAAUUAUAUUGUACAACCUGGAACGUGGACGUACGUAACGAUAAACAGAGAUUUCAAAGAGGCGAAAUUAUCCGUGAACGGAGAGCCGUUCAUCGAAGCAAGAUCUCCUGGUGGCGCACGUACCAUGACAUUGAAUACGCCGUUGUACAUCGGUGGCGUUGAUCGUAGAAAAAUUACAUUGAACAAGAAUCUCAAUGUUGAUCGUAAUUUUCAUGGAUGCAUUAGCGAACUUGAAGUAGCUUCCGUUAGCCUGGAGAUCUUAAAAUCGGCAACGGAUAUGGCAAAUAUCGAAGAUUGCUCCAUGCUUCAUCCGAAUCAGACGAUUCCACGUACUACGCUCAUUACCCCUCCACCUACAAAUCCGCCAACAACUUUGUACGAUCCGUGCGCAUCGAGUCCUUGUAUACACGGGUUCUGUCAGAGUUUAGAUUCUCGCGAAUAUUCCUGUACCUGCGAAUAUGGAUAUGCGGGAAGAAAUUGUGAGAAUGUAUUGAAACAGUGCGAGGUAUACGCGCCUUGUAGAAACGGUGGUACUUGCACGGAUCUACACGGAUCUUACAAAUGCGACUGUAGGCUUGGCUUUAACGGGCAAACUUGUGAAAAAUUGGCAGAUAUCACGUAUGACAUCGCGUUCAAAGGAGAUGGAUGGUUAGAACUGGAAAGAUCAGUAAUGACGCACGAAGAAGAACGCGAGGUAUUGGGUUUCGAGAUAUCGACGAAUAAAACAAAUGGUUUGAUCAUGUGGCACGGACAAACGCCAAACGAUUUGAAUCCCGAUGACUACAUAUCUCUGGCGGUUGUCGAUGGUUACGUGGAAUAUCAAUACAAUUUGGGAUCAGGCCCGGCGGUUAUUCGCGUAACCGCUCAAAGAGUCGACGACGGAGAAAGGCAUAGAAUCAUUUUAAAACGACAAGGCAGCGAUGGUAGCAUCGAGUUAAACGGCGAACAUACGGAAAGUGGACUGAGCGACGGGCUACAACAAAUCUUGAAUACCAGAGGCAGCGUUUAUUUAGGAGGUGUGCCUGAUUACGCAAUGACCUACGGACGAUACCACGAAGGAUUUUCCGGUUGUAUUUACACUCUCGAGGUACAAGACUCCGGGGCUAUCGAUAUAGGAGAAAAAGCUAUUAGAGGAAAAAACGUUUCUCCGUGUACCAGAGUGAGAUGGAUUCCAUCUUCGUUGGUAUUUACGGACGCAGAUGCAGAUAUUUUUGAUGCGUUUGUACCUCCACCUCCUGUAAAUAUUAUUCAUCCAAAACCUGCUGCAAACGUAGCCACGUGUAAUAUUAAGAGUUAUCUACUAUUGAUCGUGUUGCAACAUUUGAUUGCGUUGAAAAUAGAAAGCAGAAAUUUAAUCGUUGUUUGUACACUUUUUUACAUAGGUGCUAUUAAUACGUCAUAAGAAAUUUAUUGAUUUAAAUAGACAAAUACGUUUCAAUUUAUACAAUUUAUAGGGUAUACUUAUAUUCCAAGUUUGUGCUAAUACGUAAAUGCUUGUAAUAUUCGUAUUCCCAUAAUUUUUAAAGAAAUAUGUCUCUAUAAUCGUUAAAUUUGUUGAUUGUUUAAUGCAUUGUCAACGCAAUCUGGAACAAUCUGACCAAACCCAUGUGAUCCAGUCGAAAAACUUUCUAUCCGUGGUGAUCCGGGAAGAAGACAUUAAGAGAAUCUGUACGUGAUACGAUCCUACCUUAUUACUAAUUCAUUUUUCAAUAUUCAAAGCGGAUGGUUCUUUUGUCAAAUAUUUUAACGUUCGUUAAUGCGUUCCGUUUUAUAGAAAACUACAUUUGUUUACGAUAUGAAAGUACUGCAUACAAAUGUUAUAUAACAGCGAAACGUAUGGCAUUAUUGUAACUUUAAAAGUUUUCUACUAAGAAAUAGGGAUAAACAUUAUCGAUUGAUGUAAAAUAUUUAGGAUAUUUCUCUAUACACAAAUAUUAACUAUAAUCGGAUAAAGACUUUGACAUCAAACCCGUAAAGGUUUGUACUAAUGAAAGUAUCUAAUUAAAAUCAUACUUGUUCAUUGAUAAUAGUAAGAAUCGUAUCAAGCCUAUGCAAAGUAAUUAUGAUUUUUGCUUAAAAAGUAUUUUAUAUCGACCACGACGUUGUUACGAGUUAUUAGUAACAACUACUCAGUUACUUUCAAGCUUUUUAAUAAUCGCCAUCUUUUAUUUCCAUCAUUGAAAAUGUUUUUAUCCAGAAAUGUUAUAUUCUUUUCUACUUUAUCGGUAAUCCGU
Messenger RNA from Vespula pensylvanica (western yellowjacket), 14584 nucleotides. RefSeq names its product basement membrane-specific heparan sulfate proteoglycan core protein (gene trol). Gene Ontology annotation, cellular component: axon; plasma membrane; cell-cell junction. The coding region runs from base 454 to 13752 and encodes 4432 amino acids. Gene Ontology annotation, biological process: homophilic cell-cell adhesion; axon guidance; dendrite self-avoidance. Gene Ontology annotation, molecular function: calcium ion binding; cell-cell adhesion mediator activity. The record is from RefSeq and is a predicted model, not a curated record. NCBI's taxonomy places the organism in Eukaryota, Metazoa, Arthropoda, Insecta, Hymenoptera, Vespidae. The transcript has 63 exons.